AUGGCUCCCCAGUCUUCCAAGAGCCUCCCUUUCGGCCGGCCGCCGUCGCUCUCCUCAGUGGCUGGGCCUACCUAUGUAACGGCUCAGACCCUAAUCCAGCAGGUCGCCUUUUCUCUGUCUGACAAGAUUUUCUCUUACUCCCCCGAGACUUUCGACCUCGACGUGGCUGCAAAAGCCUGGAACGAGGCCGAGGAGACGAACAUUAAUGGGUACAAGACCGGGGUUCAGUCUAUGCAAAUCCGAAACGGCGCAGGAUCAAUCGCCCUAGGUUACAUAUUCUCCAAGGACUUCGAUCUUAAGAAGAGACAUAUUCCUCAGGGACUCCUUACAUCCUCCUCGGCACUGCAGUUCUUGCGACCCGUCCUCGACCAGCUGUCCCUCCUCUACUCGGUCAGCAAUCCCUUUGUGGCUCAUGUGGCAGCGUUGGACUAUGACGGGGCCAGAGAUGGCGGACUGGUCUCGGACUAUGUUUCAGCUCUGUCAGCUGCCGAAGAUCUCGGGUUUGGUCUCGUCUCGACACUGUCCGCACAUGAGGCACAACAUAUGUCCCUUUUCGCCACCCUCCUUGCGCAGGAUCUCCCCACACUCCAUGUCUAUGACGGCUUGAGGAUUGGCCGGGAUACCACAAGAGUCAUUGAUAUUCUGGACAAAUCUGGCCUUGGUAGUGCUUACAAGUCAGUGCUCGAGUCGAUUGCGGGUGAGGACAGGAAAUAUCUGAGCAUUGAGGGCAAGGCUCUGAAGACCCUUCGAGCCCUUAAUGAAGAGCUGGGAACAGACUAUAAACCUUUUGAGUAUGCCGGUCACGAACAGCCCGAUGUCAUUCUCGUUUCGUUCGGUUCAGUCGAGUCUUCCCUUGCUGCCCAAGCUGCCUCCGCGUUGGCCAAAUCCGGUAACAGGGUUGGCGCCAUCAAUGUUCGAUUGUAUCGACCUUUCGCGGAAGAGCAGUUCUUGAAGCUUGUUCCCCAUGGUGUCAGAGUGGUUGGCGUUCUUGGCCAGGUUCCCGAUGCACAGGCUGUGCAAGAAUCCGGUGUACAUUCUCACCUCUUCGAAGACGUGCUUGCCUCCAUAUCUUACGGCGCUUCAUUUCGGAACAUUCCUGAGAUUCGAGAGCUGAAGUACGCGAGAGCUGAAGUGUGGACACCUUCGUCCAUCUCGGCCACAUUCCAGGGGCUCCUCGGCAAAGCAGCCAACGACCAGGGUGUCACAACGUUCUUGGAUACCUCAGUCCAACAAUACACAUUCUGGAAUGUUGACGGCGCACCAUCCGCCUCCGCAGCAGCUCAUCUGGCCGAAGCGCUGGCCAAGGACUCGGCCCAGAACGUCACGGUGCACACCAGCAACGAUAACCUUGUGCAAGGUGGUUCGCACCGGAUCGACAUUCGAAAAUCUCCAAAGAGUCUCGAUGCUUCAUACCCUAUCACGUCCGCUAACACCGCGGUCGUCACGGAUGUGAAGCUUCUGGAAAAGAUCAACGUGGUGGAAUCGAUCAAGCCAGGAAGCAGCAUCAUUUUACUGCUUCCCGGCGUCAAGGAUGAGGACGUUGAAAAGAAACUACCGGCUGCCUUCAAAAAGGCUUUGGCUGCGAAUCACAUUGCCUUGUAUCUGAUCAACUCUACCAACACGGCCUUGACAAUCGAGAACCCCGAACUCGAGUCCCUCAUAUUGCAGGCAGCCUUCAUCCGAGUCGCUCUCGGAAAGUCUGAAGAGUUGGGCUUGCAAAAGCUGGCGACAAGCAACAGUAGCGAUAUCCGCACCAUUGAACAGGUUGCUGCCGACCUUGAAAAGACACUUCGCCAGAUCGAGGUGCCAAAGGAAUGGGCUGAACUGGAAGUGGAUACCAAGGAAGUCUUGCCGACGGAUCUCACGCCCAACAGCUUCAGCGCGUUCGACAAGACCGAAGAGGAACCGCCUUCCAAACUCCGUAACUGGCAGAAGGCAGCCAAGGGCAUCAUUUUCAAGGAAGCGUACAACACUUCAAACCCUCUUCGACCGGACCUACCCACCAAGACAUUUACCGUGCACGUGAAGGAGAACCGCCGUUUGACGCCUGUGACUUAUGAACGAAACAUCUUCCACAUCGAAUUCGAUUUAGGUACCUCCGGCCUCAAGUACGAUAUCGGCGAGGCGUUGGGCAUUCAUGCAGAGAAUGACCACGAUGAAGUCGUGGAAUUCAUCAAGUGGUAUGGGCUGAAUUCUGAGGAUAUUGUCGAGAUUGCGUCGCGGGAAGAUCCCGCAGUCUUCGAAAACCGUACCGUCUAUCAGGCGUUGAUGCAAAAUGUCGACAUCUUCGGGCGACCGCCCAAGAAAUUCUACGAGGCACUUGCCGACUUCGCCACCGACGAGACGGAAAAGAAGAAUCUUCUGACUCUGGCUGGUCCCGAAGGCUUCCAGGAGUUUCAGCGCCGAGCUGAGGUCGAUACAGUCACAUACGCCGAUGUCCUUCUCGAGUUCCCUUCAGCUCGUCCUUCCUUCCAUGACCUCGUGCGGAUUGUGUCGCCCAUGAAGCGCCGUGAAUACUCGAUCGCUUCCUGCCAAGCUGUCACCCCCACCUCCGUGGCAUUGAUGAUUGUGGUGGUCAACUGGGUUGAUCCCAAGGGCCGCGACCGAUUCGGCCAAGCCACCAAAUAUCUGAGCGCCCUGAAGGUGGGCGCUCCGGUUACGGUCAGCGUGAAGCCGUCGGUGAUGAAGCUUCCUCCCAAGUCGACCCAGCCGAUUAUUAUGGCCGGUCUUGGUACCGGUCUUGCACCGUUCCGAGCAUUCGUGCAGCACCGCGCCAUGGAGAAGGCGCAAGGGAAAGAGAUUGGCUCCGUCUUGUUGUACAUGGGAUCGCGACACCAGCGCGAGGAGUACUGCUAUGGCGAAGAAUGGGAGGCAUACCAAGCCGCAGGUGUCAUCACUCUGCUCGGACGGGCGUUCAGCCGAGACCAGCCUCAAAAGAUCUACAUCCAGGAUAGGAUGCGGCAGACCAUCGACGACAUCCUCCAAGCGUACAUCAAGGAAGACGGUGCCUUCUACCUCUGCGGGCCGACGUGGCCGGUGCCCGACGUGACUGAUGUCCUAGAAGAGGCCAUUGCUCGACAUGCCAAGGACAACGGUGUCAAGAAGAUCGAUACUGCCCGAGAAAUCAUGAAGUUGAAGGACGAGGGACGGUACGUGCUUGAAGUAUACUAG
Molecule: messenger RNA, 3171 nt
Organism: Capronia epimyces CBS 606.96
Lineage: Eukaryota; Fungi; Ascomycota; Eurotiomycetes; Chaetothyriales; Herpotrichiellaceae
Product: sulfite reductase (NADPH) flavoprotein alpha-component
Exons: 1
Coding region: 1-3171 (1056 amino acids)
Cellular component (GO): cytosol
Molecular function (GO): oxidoreductase activity, acting on the aldehyde or oxo group of donors; sulfite reductase (NADPH) activity; FMN binding
Source: RefSeq, a predicted model, not a curated record